AUGCCCCGCAAGAGAUUCGACAAGAAAAACGCCCAGACCUUCUCGGUGGUGCACAGGUCCCACGAGGACCUGCUCUACUUCGACAACGACGCCUCCAAGCACGUGCUUGUCCCUGCUGCUCAAAGAGCCCAGGCUCAAGGAACCCUUUCCCAACUCAAGGCUAGGAAGUCAGGAAAACAAAGCUACAGCACACAGGAGCUCGAAGACACUUUGGGAAAAGACGCCGUUCAGGCGAUGCGGGCCAACGAGGGUUUGGCGGCGCAGUACGGAAUCUACUUUGACGAUUCCCAGUACGAUUACAUGCAACACUUGAAGCCUAUCGGAGGAGGAGGCGACAGCGUGUUCAUAGAAGCCAAGAAUAAGGAGAAGCCCAAGGAGCUGAUCGAGGCGCUCAUCAAGGACGUGCUUCCCUCGGAGACCAAGAGAAAGGUGGCGUUCGACGAUGAGGAGAACAUCCCAGAGGAGCUUCGAGGAUUCCAGCCCCACAUGGACCCCAGGCUUCGAGAGGUGUUGGAGGCGCUUGAGGACGAGGCUUACGUGGCCGAAGGCGGCGAGGGCGAGGUGGAGGAUGCGGAUUUUCUAGAUUUGUUGCAGUCUGGCGAAGUGGCCGAUGAGGAGGACUUUUACGAUGAAUACGACGGCGACGACUGGGACCUCGACGAGUUUGAGGACUACGAGGGCGAGUAUGACGAGGAGGAGGUGGUGGGGGAGCUCGAGAACCCGUACAACGAAGGCGAGGCGCCCGAGGACGUCGAGGUUGCAGUUCCAGCGGUCAGCACUGGCUGGGAGAAGGAUUUCAUGAAGUUCAAGAAGGAAACCAAGAACGCCGUGAACGAGUGGGAUUCCGACAACGAGUUCGAGGAGGAAGAGGAGGAGGACGUGGUUGGAGAACUUCCCCAGAUCGGUUCCGGCAAGAAGAAGCUGAAGAACAAGAUGAGAAAGAAAAUGGGCGCCAUGACCGACACGUCGUCGUUUUCGAUGUCGUCGUCGGCGCUUUUCCGUACCGAGGGCUUGACGCUCCUUGACGACCGCUACGAGCAGUUGAACCGCAAGUUCGAGGAGGAGGACCCGUACAUGGAGGAGCACCAGGCGUUUGACAUGGCCAACGAGAGGCCGGACUUUGAGGAUAUGCUUGACGAUUUCUUGGACAACUACGAGUUGGACCGCGGAGGACGUAAGCUUGUGAAGAAGGACCAGGAACACGAGACAUUGAAGGCAGCAGCCGACUCGGUUUCCAAGGGUAAGCUCGCUGCCAGGCGCAAGCGUGAGAAGAACUCCAUGGACAAGCUCGGGGUGCCUUUGGGAACAUGA
This is a messenger RNA of Candidozyma duobushaemuli, 1311 nucleotides long. It is a transcript of the gene LTV1, whose product is annotated as Ltv1p. Gene Ontology annotation, cellular component: cytosol; nucleus; preribosome, small subunit precursor. The record is from RefSeq and is a predicted model, not a curated record. Gene Ontology annotation, biological process: ribosomal small subunit biogenesis; ribosomal small subunit export from nucleus. The coding region runs from base 1 to 1311 and encodes 436 amino acids. The transcript has a single exon. Lineage: Eukaryota; Fungi; Ascomycota; Pichiomycetes; Serinales; Metschnikowiaceae.